AUGGAGAGGCUCAAGGAGAACUAUGCUGCGAAGGCUAGGCUCAAUCAAACACAGAGGGAGGAGUUGUCGUUGAUCGAGCAAGCGUACGAUAAUCCUCAUGAAGCCUUAUCGCGUAUCAAGAGGCAUUUGCUGACUAUGAGGGCGUUUAAGGAGGUCUCCAUUGAGUUCAACGAUCAGUACUUGUAUCUGGUGCCUAUAUACGACAUAGAUCCUCUGGAGAAAAUCACAGACGCAUAUUUAGAUCAGUACUUGUGGCUGGAGGCGGAUCAACGUAUGUUGUUCCCGAACUGGGUGAAGCCAUCUGAUUCGGAACCGCCACCGUUACUGGUGUAUAAGGUCUGUUGUGGAGUGAACAACAUGACCAACGUUUGGGACACAUCUAAUAAUGAGACCCUAGUUAUGGUUACGACACAGUAUUCGAAGCUGGCGGAGAAGAUCGAUUUGACUUUGUUAAAUCGUCUGUUACGUCUUAUUGUUGAUCAUAACAUUGCUGAUUACAUGAGUGGUAAAAAUAACGUCAACAUUAACUUCAAAGAUAUGAAUCAUAUCAACGGUUACGGUAUAAUCAGAGGAUUGCAGUUCUCAAGUUUCAUAUUCCA
Molecule: messenger RNA, 599 nt
Organism: Perkinsus marinus ATCC 50983
Lineage: Eukaryota; Perkinsozoa; Perkinsida; Perkinsidae
Product: pre-mRNA splicing factor prp8, putative
Exons: 4
Biological process (GO): spliceosomal tri-snRNP complex assembly; mRNA splicing, via spliceosome
Cellular component (GO): U5 snRNP; catalytic step 2 spliceosome
Molecular function (GO): U2 snRNA binding; U6 snRNA binding; pre-mRNA intronic binding
Source: RefSeq, a predicted model, not a curated record